CACCUAGGUGACGGAUAAACAAGAGGGUUAUAAUUAAUCGCCAUCGAAUACUACUCAUUGUCAGCCGAACUUUAUUUCGGGAGUUUCCGAGUGUAUUAUACGUUAUUCAUUUUUGUCAUGUCAGAAAACAUCGCGGAAAGCCUCCUCGCGCAAUAUUACGGAAUUUUCGAAAAUUCGAAAACUGAAAAAUGUCCAUCGAUCCGGGAAUGUGUAGGCAGCGUGGAGAACGAUUCGGAUAAAUUGAUCGAGCAAUCAACCGUGGACACGAAUGAUGACGACACGUCCAAGGAAACGGAAGUACAGGAAAAUGAUAUUGAAAACAAGGAGGAGAAUUCUGAAAUUGAUACUCCGGCGAGAUCCUCGCGAACGUUGAAAUGGGAAGCGCUCGAAGACGACGAAGAAACGUCCUCCGAGUUCGAUAUUAUUUUCGAAACGAAUACAACAGACAAUUUAUAUGAAAAUACCUGUGCCUCCUCCGGCAAAGAGACGCACGAUCUCGCUACAUAUGGCAAGACUGCCUCCACGGCGUUAGGUCUGGAAGACAACGAAGGGAACGAUUCGUAUCUCUCGCUUAGCGAAGACAUACUGCCGGAUAGUGCUUCAGACAUUUCUUCAAUAGCGGGAAUGAGAAAAACGAAGAAAUCUGCGAUAACGUUUGUUCCACCUUCGACGCCGCCGCCAAAUAGAACUCCGAUAUACAACGAGACUUUUGUAGAUUUAACGAGUACCGGCCUUACGUCAGUUCCUAUCGAAACGAUUGAGAAGUAUCCUACGAUACAAAUGCUGUAUCUUGAGGAUAAUAAUCUUUCCGAGCUUCCCGAAAGGCUUUUCGUUUCCCUGCAACAUUUACAGUGGCUGGACGUUCGAAAUAAUGUACUGACAAGCCUACCCACGAGCAUCAAGUCGCAUCCUUCGCUGGAGACCAUCUUGCUGCAGGGAAAUAAAAUUGAGAAAUUGCCAUUAGAACUUUGUCUGGUACCGAAACUUAAAACUCUGAAUGUAGCACAUAAUCCUAUCACUGUCCCUCCAAAGGAUGUUAUAACUCUUGGAUGUGCGAGUAUUCUCAGCUAUCUCCGGUCUGAAUGGAAUAAAUUGCAUCCGAAUGAGCCCGUGACAUUUGUGAAACAGAAGAUUGAACCAAAGGCAUCGACAAUCUUGUGUUAUCAGUCUCCGCGAGAAAAAGAACGAUGGAAAUUAUCGAAAGCUCCGCGUCGAGCAUCGAAGAGCACGAACGACAUCGGCGGUUCGUUCAAAGGAUCUGCGGUCAGGAAGAGAAGUAGAGCUUACAAGCCCAGUAACAGAUGCGAAGGUAAAGGUACUAACAUUGUUAUGGAACAACGACAGCAAUGGAUUUCUAAAGCGAGAGAUUUGCUGAGUGUACAAUCGGCAACAAUUCAAAGAAUUAAGAAUUUAGACACUAUAAAAGAAUGGAGACGUGACAAACGAAGCUUCAAUAAAAGCAUGGAAAAGAUAUCGAGAAGAAAUGAAGAUGAUAUUCCAUUUGCAAUUAACAUUGAAGACUACCCUGCAAUACGGAAACGUUCACAAAAAGCGGGAGACUAUGCAAAUAAUCAGAAACAGGAAAAGUUAAAAUCAGAAGAUAUAAAUCAAAAGAUUCAAGAAUAUUCAACAUUUCUACAGAAGCUCGAAAUUACAAAAUCUUCAGAAAUAUUAACACCUAAAUCUAAACAAAAAUAUCUACAAAAUGAAAUUAAAAAGCUCUCACAUCUUCAAAAGGAAGUGCACAAUCUAAGGAGAUACAACGAAAUUGUAUCAGUCCCAAUGAAUACUCCACACAAUUUAUUUUAACAUUUUCUUUUAUUCCGAUCAUUUUUUUUUAUGAAAAAUUUAAAAUUAAAAAACUCAUAUCAGUCUC
Wasmannia auropunctata (little fire ant) is the source of this 1876-nucleotide messenger RNA. Its product is annotated as E3 ubiquitin-protein ligase LRSAM1-like. The record is from RefSeq and is a predicted model, not a curated record. NCBI's taxonomy places the organism in Eukaryota, Metazoa, Arthropoda, Insecta, Hymenoptera, Formicidae. Gene Ontology annotation, molecular function: protein binding. The coding region runs from base 118 to 1809 and encodes 563 amino acids. The transcript has 12 exons.